This is a messenger RNA of Stegastes partitus (bicolor damselfish), 2884 nucleotides long. RefSeq names its product angiopoietin 2b (gene angpt2b). Lineage: Eukaryota; Metazoa; Chordata; Actinopteri; Pomacentridae. The transcript is spliced from 9 exons. Gene Ontology annotation, biological process: blood coagulation. The record is from RefSeq and is a predicted model, not a curated record. The coding region runs from base 422 to 1936 and encodes 504 amino acids.
UCAGAAGAGAGAGAUAGAUGGUGGGAGGGAAGUCUGCCGUUGGCUUCCUGGGCUGAGCUGCAUGCGCUGGCCAGAGUGUUGGAGUUACAAUAGGAAACAAUCCCCUUUUUCCUGUGUGUGUGUGUGUUUUCUGUCCGCCCUCCCGAACAACAGCAGGAGCACGAAACUGGGCAAGAAGAAGACUUCUGGAUGCAACAGCAAGAAGAGGAAGACCAGCCAAAAGAGGGGAAGUGGAAGUGAUAAAACAGAAACUGGAUCUGCAGGAGGAACGCCUUGAGGGACGUUUCAGCAAAGAGCAGAGAAAGAUCCAGAGGACGGAAGGUGAAGCUCCCGUGACCCACUUGUCAAACCUGCCAGGUGGUGCAAAGCCUCCUUCUUCCCCUCUCCUCCCUCCCUCCCCUUUCCCUCGUUUUACCCUGACAUGGGCCGUCUGCUGGCCCUGACCCUCGCCUACCUGGCCUACCUGCUGGCCACCGCGACUGGCUCAGAGCGCCAACAGCACCGCGUGCAGCACGGCCCCUGCAGCUACACCUUCAUCCUCCCCGAGGUGGAGCACUGCAAUCCCUUAAAGGAUUUCCAGGUCACCAACACCCUCCAGAGGGACUCCCCGCCCGGGGCCGAGCGCGACACGAGCCCGUCCAAGCAAGGCAAGGCCCCGAAGGAGAGGUCUUCCUGGCAGGAGAGGAAGCUGGAGAGUCUGGAGAACGCCAUGGAGAAUAACACUCAGUGGCUGCAGAAGCUGGAGAACUUCAUCCAGGAGAAUGUGCGCUCUGGGAUGGAGGAAAUAAAGAGAACUGCGGUGCACACUCAGACAGCUGCCAUGCUGGAGAUGGGAACCAACCUCCUCAGCCAAUCUGCAGAGCAGACUCGCAAACUGACAGACGUCGAGACACAGGUGUUAAACCAGACAAGUCGCCUGGAGAUCCAACUGCUUGAGUACUCGCUCUUCACCAACCGGCUGGAGAAACAUAUUCUCCUGCAGACUCAGGAGAUCUCACGCCUCGGUGAUAAAAACAGUUUUUUGGAAGAGAGGCUCUUAGCGCUGGAGGCUCGGUAUGGGAAGGAGCUUAAGGGGUUACAGAGCGAAAAGCAGCAGCUUCAAGAGCUUCUGGAGAGGCAGAGUCGACUGGUCAGUCAGCUGCAGGGUGAACUGGGCAGCUCCACACUCAACAGCACCGUACUGCAGAGACAGCAGGCCGUGCUCACAGACACUGUUCAGCAGCUGCUGGCCAUGGUUAAUCACUGCAACGAAAUCUCCAAUAUGCCCAAGGAGGAGUCACUAAGUUUCAGGGACUGUGCGGAGAUCCUGCGAUCUGGAGUGAAAGAGAGUGGAAUAUACAGCAUCCGCCUGCACAACUCCACCCAGACUGUCAAGGUGUUCUGUGACAUGACGACCAGAGGUGGGGGGUGGACGGUGCUGCAGCACCGAAGGAACGGCUCCGUGGACUUUCAUCGCGGAUGGAGGGACUAUAAAAUGGGCUUUGGAGAGCCGUCUGGGGAACACUGGCUGGGGAAUGACAUCAUCCACAAGCUGACCAGCUCCCAGGAAUACAGUCUGCAUGUCCAGCUAAAAGACAGAGAGGGGAAUGAAGCCUUCUCACAAUAUGAUCGCUUCUACAUAGACGGAGAGGACAACAACUACAGCCUUCAUGCCGAGGGCUUCAGUGGCACAGCUGGAAGAACCAGCAGCCUCACCCACACCGGCAGCCAGUUCAGCACCAAGGACAGAGACAAUGACCGCUGUACCUGCAAGUGUGCACAGCUCGCGUCCGGAGGAUGGUGGUUUGAGGCUUGCGGUCCGUCCAACCUGAAUGGCAUAUAUUACCCCGCUUCAUCCAAUGUGGUCCGCUACAAUGGUAUCAAGUGGUACUACUGGAAGGGUCCGAAUUUGAUGGCCACCGCGACGACGAUGAUGGUUCGUCCGGCUAACUUCUGAUGGCGUUCCGGUGUCGUCACAGACAAAUGCAAUGAGCGAUAUCCGGGAAGAGAUGUACUCUGGGAGGAAACUCGAAGCAGACUGUGGUGGUUUCAGCCUCUGGAUAUAUUGCUUUAGCGAUUGCCUGGGGACAUGUGGAGACUCUCAGCAAAUGACUGCGGUUUCAAUGAAUUCCUGAGUGAGGAAGUCCACUAAACAAAUCUAUUCAUAAAGGUACCCAGGCUAUGUAUUAAUAAGGACUGUUCAGCGGUGAGAGGAAGGAGACAGAGGGAGCUUUGCUGCAGAUAAAAAAAAAAAAUAUUACAAAUCAAAUCAUGCAAUUACCAGACAAGUUACCCAAAAUACACGAAUUAAGCUUCAGAAACUGUAUAGCAAAAACUGUUUUGAUAUUAAGAUUCUGUUGUGUGUUUGUUCAUUUGCUGUAAAAUAUUUUUUCAGGCAACGUGUCCAGACUGGAAACAUUCACAAACAGCCAUAUAGCCUUCAAGAAAGCCAACAAAUUUUUUAAAAAAUGCCUUUAAAGUUAUUUAAUUUCACACCGACUGCUUCAUCGACUUGGAUUUCGGUAUCUGUUUACUUGUUUGUUUAAAAGUGUAGCCCGGUCUGCACAUAAUACAGCAUAAGAUAACCCACACUUGCUUCAGCGGUUUACCAUUGUUCAUAAAACAACACCAUAAACAACAGCAACAAUAACCGCCUUUGCCCUUUGCUGUGUCUUCCAAAGGGCUUUUCGAGAUGAAAUAUCCCCAAUUCUUCCAGUCACACCUCUCAUAAAACUUUAUUUGUGAGUGAUUUCGCUCAUAAAAGUACAUCAUGCACUCUCACUUGUGUGAUUUACUUUCAAAAAUGGAACAUUUGUAAUGCCAUCUGGAAACAAAGCUGUAAAUUCACUUCUGACUUUGUUAAAACAAUAAAAUCAUAUAUAGUCUUUGGUGCCUGUAACCCACA